AUGAGUAAUGGAGUAACCUCUUCCCAACUCAAAACUGCGACAUUUUCCUUGGCCUUGCUCCUUUUUCUCCAUAGGCCCAGUCCACCUAUCUGUUGGAGAGUUGGUAGUAGGCUUAAAAGUAACUUGCUUAUUCGCCCUGAGAUCUUGAGGCCUCUAUUACUGACUACGGGGAACACCUCUUUUGUCGAAAGUGAACUUCCUUCUUGCAUCCUUCUAGUUUUUUCAUCGACUAGCCAUCCAUGUUCUUUCAAUGUUUUCUGCAGCCUUUUUAUUAUACACAGAGUUGCACUUGGGGCACAACAUUACUUCGGAGUUCUUUCUCUAGAAACAAUGCAAGAAUUCCACCAGAUUCUCGUCACUUUUGGGGUAGGCCACCCACAUUUGGUCCUCAGUGUGUUGAGAGACCAUCUCUUCGCCACUACCCAUGUAAACUUCUUUGGUGGCAUCGACCAUGUUGAUUUUGAUGUUGAGAUCUUCAGUAAUCUCCAUAUUCUUAAUUUAUUUGCUAAGGAAAAGGUAAUCCGGUCCAACUCCAUCAGCAAUCGCUCGGCUUCCUCUUCUCACCACGAAUCUAUUUGCUCUUCUCACAGUUCCGUCUCAACACCACGAAUCUUCGUCUCAUACCGAUUCCGACGAGCCUCGCUCCGUCUUCAACAUCAACCAUUCGCGGAUUCAUCUUCAAUUCACUCGACUCAUAGCGCCGCCGCAGCAAAACGUACUCCUCCAUUUCAGCUUUCCGCCUCUAUUUCGACCUCCGUCUCGUCCUCUUCAUUCGACCGCCAUCUCAUAGAUUCGAUUGCUCAGCGAUUCAACCUCCGAUGCUUCCGUUCAUGGAUUCUGCUUCGUUUCGGUUUCGUCUCAUCUCAGAUUUCGUAUCCGUUCAUCAACAUAGACGAAAAUAGUGCAUAA
Molecule: messenger RNA, 909 nt
Organism: Vicia faba (fava bean)
Lineage: Eukaryota; Viridiplantae; Streptophyta; Magnoliopsida; Fabales; Fabaceae
Source: the annotation of a GenBank genome assembly